Molecule: messenger RNA, 3008 nt
Organism: Myxocyprinus asiaticus (Chinese sucker)
Lineage: Eukaryota; Metazoa; Chordata; Actinopteri; Cypriniformes; Catostomidae
Product: angiopoietin-related protein 2-like
Exons: 5
Coding region: 728-2236 (502 amino acids)
Source: RefSeq, a predicted model, not a curated record
GCAGUAGAAAAAGUAAGUGCAACAGAGGUGAUGGACUUAAUCCAGUAAGAGUGACAAGGAACACACACACACUCCUCCUUUGGGCUGAGAAGAGCAAGCUGACCAUGCUGUUGGACUUUCACUGCCUUCAAAACCCCACACUCACUGAGGAACCCACAUCCACUUCUCUUAACAGAAAUAUCUACUGAUCCUCUGAGUUCUUCAAAGCCCAAGGACUUUACAAAUUAUGACCACUUCUCUUAAACUCUUUAAAAUACUAUAACAUUUUCUUGAAGACUAAAGAAUUUCUACUAACACCUCAGAUUUAAGGGAUACUUCUGGCUUUAUAUAUAUAUAUAUAUAUAUGUUUAAUUCUAAGGACUUUUCAGUUUUUUAUUUAUUUAUUUUCCUUAAGAAAAUGGCUUGGAGCGACUGGUACUUGUCUAAGUCCUGGGCAAGGUUUCACAGGCUCUGCAUCCCCACACAGACAGAGAUGUUUAAUUGAGGGCUUUAAGACUGAAGACCUUUUCACUGGCACAGAGGACACACUAAAAAAAGAGACAGUGGGGGAUUACAACAGAGAGAUAGUGGGAAGAGCAAAGAGGGAAACCCCACCGAGAAAUCUCUCCAAACUGUGAUGACUCUUUUUACAGAAGCACUUUAAACAGAUUCUCCAGGACACUGACGGAUUUGAAGAGGGUGCUGUGCAGUAAACUGGAAUAAUCUGGCCUGUGAGGUAUAUGUGGUCAUGGAUCUUCUUGUAUGGCUGAUGUUGCUCCUGGUAAGUGGACCAUUUCCUGAAAUGGAGGCGAGCACUCAGGAGUUUGACAGCAGUUAUGAAGGUCCAGAGGCUGAAUUCCUGUCAACCUCUCGCACACGGCGGGCCCCUGAGCCUCCUCCACAAGACAAGUGUUCCUACACCUUCAUUGUACCCCAACAGAAGGUUACUGGAGCCAUCUGUGUGAACUCCAAGGAGCCUGAGGCUGUGCUGGAGAACCGUGUCAAUAAGCAGGAGCUGGAACUUCUCAAUUCUGAGCUCCACAAGCAAAAGAGACAGAUAGAGACUCUACAGCAGCUAGUAGAAGUCGAUGGUGGCAUUGUCAAUGAGGUAAAGCUUUUGCGCAAGGAGUCCCGUAACAUGAAUUCCAGAGUGACGCAGCUGUACAUGCAGCUGCUGCAUGAGAUCAUCCGCAAGAGGGACAACACAUUGGAGCUGUCACAACUGGAGAAUAAGAUUCUUAACCAGACCUCUGAGAUGCUGCAGCUCACGAACCGCUAUAAAGAUCUGGAAUAUAAGUAUCAGCACCUUGCCUCACUGGCCAAUAACCAGUCAGCACUCAUUGCCUUGCUUGAGGCACAGUGUCAAAGGGGACCACCAGUUAUAGCCUCAAGAGUACCAGUCCAGCCUCAGCCCCAACCUCAACCAAGACCCUCAUCACCCAUCAAUAAGCCCGUCCAACCACAUACCUAUAGCCGCAACAACCAGAUCACCAACGAGAUCCAGAGCGAUCAGAACCUUAAAGUGCCACCUGCUCCACCUCCCACCAUGCCAGGUGGAACUCACAGCCCGUCUACAACAAACAAACCUUCAGGUCCCUGGAAGGAUUGUUUGCAGGCUCUGGAGGAUGGCCACACUAACAGUGGCAUGUACCUCGUGAAGCCUGAGAACACCAACAAGCUGAUGCAGGUGUGGUGUGAUCAAAAACAGGACCCUGGCGGCUGGACGGUCAUCCAGAGAAGAAUGGACGGAUCUGUCAACUUUUUUAGAAACUGGGAGACAUAUAAGCAAGGUUUUGGAAACAUAGAUGGAGAAUACUGGCUGGGUCUGGAAAACAUUUAUUGGCUAACCAACCAGGGGACCUAUAAGCUGCUGGUCACCUUGGAGGACUGGUCUGGUCGCAAGACAUUUGCAGAGUAUGCAAGUUUCCGCCUGGAGCCUGAGAUGGAUUUCUAUAGGCUGAGAGUGGGCCAUUACCAUGGCAAUGCCGGUGACUCUCUAACUUGGCACAACGGGAAGCAGUUCACCACUCUAGACCGGGACCAUGACAUGUACACAGGCAAUUGUGCCCACUACCAAAAGGGAGGCUGGUGGUACAAUGCCUGUGCCCACUCAAAUCUGAACGGCGUGUGGUACAGGGGAGGGCACUACCGCAGCCGGUAUCAGGAUGGAGUGUACUGGGCUGAAUUCAGAGGAGGCGCCUACUCCCUCAAGAAGGUUGUUAUGAUGAUACGACCCAAUCCCACCUCCUUCCACUAAGCAGCACACAAAACAGGGAAUGAACUUAAUAUUGCACCACAUGGUCCCUUUCCACUUUAUAAAGUGCAAUUCAUUUAGACUGUGUUUUUUUUUUUAAUUGUUUUGAGUCCUACAUAGCUAGGUAAUAUACUGUAUGUUGCUAAAGGACAAGAAUUGUUAUGGCUGACAGAACUGAAACUGCAUGGGACAAAGAACACCAAAGGAAUGCUUUUAGUUUAUUGGAACUCACUUCUAUAAACAGAAAUGAUUUGUUCCUUGGUUUGACCUGUUUCCCUUGUUUUAACAUUUUUCAGAAGUCAUUUGAACAAAAAUAUAUAAUGUACGUGAUAUGCUUUAUCACUAAAGCAUUUUGUGCAACAGUGCAACUGUGACUUUGUGUAGAUUAAAUUGUGUAGAUAAACAUGAGCAGUACUCAUUAAUUUUUUACAAAUAAGACACAGGACAUCCAGUCCAGUAAUAAACAAUGUAUGCUUUUCGAGUUUAUUCAAAACUAAGAGAAUAUACAGUAUGUUUCCUGAUGAUAUCAAUUAUUUCAGGGAUAUCAUUUUUGAAAAUUCAAAUAAAUUUAAUAGGUUAAAAUUAUGAACAAUAAUAACAGGAAAACAGAGAAAAAAAGUGCUCCAUAUAAAAACUGUAUUUACUGUGUAAAUUAGCUGUUGGUAUCAAAUGAAGAUGAUAUAAUUGCAAUAUUGUUGAAAAUAAUGUGUAAUUUGUAAAUAACUGAUUUCCCUCAGUAUUGUCAAACUGCUGCAAUAAAGGAUGUACAGCUACA